AUGCGCACUAUCGACGUCCGUGCGAACUACCCAGAGUCACAGGUCGCUUCGGACUAUGUUGAUGGCAUUGCUAUUGCGGUCCUUUAUUUGAUGGUUAUUAUGAUGAUGGCUGUUCUAAUCCGACUUUCCUUUCGUUUGUAUAUCCUUCGCUCACUACAAUGGGAUGACGCAGCGAUUUCCCUCUCUCUGAUAUUCGCCAUCGCGCAGUCGAGUGCGAUCUUUCAAGCAACAAAGCAAGGCUUUGGGAAGCAACAAUCCGCUCUGAGUGAGUAUGAAGUCAACACCAUUGAAAAGAUUGUAUAUUCCUCGGAUUUACUCUAUAUUCUUUCUCUCAGCAUUGCCAAAAUCUCAGUUUUACAACUUCUCAGCCGAUUGACCGUUAACACAUUACACAGAAGAAUAUCCAUCUGGGCGAUGAUUCUUGUCACUAUGUGGACAAUCCCAGCCUUUUUUGUUCUGGUCUUCCGAUGCGGUAUACAUAAUCCAUGGAAAUUGGAGAAUGGGCAUUGUAUGAAUAGUUUCCUUUUCUGGGUCGCAAUCUCCCCAGUUGACAUCAUAACGGAGCUCAUAAUUUUCAUUCUCCCAAUAUACAUCGUCAAUCCUGUCCAAGUCAUCGUGAGCAAGAAAGUAACCGUCGUCGUUGCCUUCUCCUUCCGCCUCUUCGUGAUCCUCACAACCAUCAUCCGCCUCAUUUACAUCCGCGACGGCUAUCCCUCCCCGGAUAUGACCUACUCCGGCUUCAAAACCACCAUCACCACGCAAUGCGUGCUAUGCGUCAGCCUCAUGUCAGCCUGCAUCCCAUGCUUGAAGCCCUUCCUCGAUGCCUUUCAGACCGGUAUGCUGAGCGUUACCCUCCACCAUCACCUUGCAGGUAGCCAGAGCAACUCUGGUGGCAACUCGUAUGCACUGGCCAGUAUGGGCAGAGGGAUCAAGGAGUCUGCGAGGUUGUCGCGGUUCAUGGGGGAUGAGGCGGAGGGGCUGGGUACCUCGGCCGCUGCAUUUGCGGUUACGGCGCCGGGGGAGAGGGAGCCGGGUGUAUGGAGGGAUCUGACCAUGUCGAUUCAGAGGACGGAUCAGUGGAGUGUCAGGCAUGAGUAUGUUGAUCCGAAGGGGGAGUUGGUGAAUGGACUGGACGGUAAAGGGGAGCGGGAAUAGAGCUGCUAAUGCCUUUUGAUCUGUUACUGUAUCAUGAUAGCGCACCG
Molecule: messenger RNA, 1202 nt
Organism: Aspergillus heteromorphus CBS 117.55
Lineage: Eukaryota; Fungi; Ascomycota; Eurotiomycetes; Eurotiales; Aspergillaceae
Exons: 5
Coding region: 1-1155 (384 amino acids)
Source: RefSeq, a predicted model, not a curated record